Molecule: messenger RNA, 2580 nt
Organism: Anthonomus grandis grandis
Lineage: Eukaryota; Metazoa; Arthropoda; Insecta; Coleoptera; Curculionidae
Gene: DNApol-eta
Product: DNA polymerase eta
Exons: 4
Coding region: 83-2410 (775 amino acids)
Biological process (GO): response to radiation; error-prone translesion synthesis
Cellular component (GO): site of double-strand break; replication fork; nucleus
Molecular function (GO): DNA-directed DNA polymerase activity; damaged DNA binding
Source: RefSeq, a predicted model, not a curated record
UAAUAUUUAGACUUGCUUUGUUGUUAUUUGUUUUAUAAAUUAAUUUUAAAUUUUCUGUUUUAUUUAAAAGAUCCUAUUUAAAAUGAGCCAUACAAAUAGGGUAAUCUUACUAAUUGACAUGGAUUGCUUUUACUGUCAAGUGGAGGAAAACCUGAAUCCUGAUUGGAAAGGAAAACCUUUGGCUGUGGUUCAGUACAAUCAGUGGAGAGGAGGAGGUAUAAUCGCUGUAAACUACCCGGCCAGAGACAAAGGGGUUACCAGACACAUGCGUGGAGAUGAUGCCAAAGCAAAAUGCCCUGAAAUCAUUUUGGCUAUAGUGCCCAAUUCUCGAGGUAAAGCAGAUUUGUCAAAGUAUAGAGAUGCUGGUAAAAGAGUGGCUGAUGUUUUACAAACUUUUACGACCAAUUUGGAAAGGGCUUCAGUGGAUGAAGCUUACCUAGACAUCACUAGUCUUGUGGAGAAGAGAAUUGAGGAGAAAAAUGAUGAUAUAACCGUAGAUAAACUACCAAAUUCGUUUGUUGUUGGCAAUUUAACUGAGGACUUUAUAGAGAAUGUUACGAGGGAUAAAUAUCUUAAUGAAAGUAAUUUUAGGCUUGCUUUAGGAGGGGUGAUAGCUGAGGAAAUUCGUGCAGAAGUUUUCAGGGUAACUGGUUACAGAUGUUCGGCAGGAGUAGCACACAAUAAAAUCCUCGCAAAACUCGUCUGUGGAUUGAAUAAGCCUAAUAAACAAACAAUUUUGCCUCACGAGGCCGUGCCCGAGCUAUACAAAGAUCUUCCUUUGAAAAAGAUCAAAAGUUUAGGAGGCAAAUUUGGGGAUAGUAUUGUGAGCAAACUCGGCAUUGAAUUUAUGGGACAAUUAGCUCAAUUCACUCUAAAAGAGCUAACAAAAGUGUUUGAUGAUAAAAAUGCACACUGGUUGUACAAUAUUUCAAAAGGUAUUGAUACAGAACCAGUUUGUUCGCGUUUAGUCUCAAAAUCGAUUGGGUGCUCAAAAAAAUUCCCUGGCAAAGGUUUAACAUCGAAGGAAGAUAUCGACCACUGGCUAAAUGAACUCGCUGAAGAAUUAUGUGAAAGACUGGAAAAAGAUUUUCAUGAAAAUGGCAGAAAAGGCAGGCAGAUGGUUCUUACUUAUCAACAAGAAAGUGGAGAUGGAAGUAAAAGUCAUCCACUGAGUUGUUAUGAAAAAAGUAAAAUUGUGGAUAAUGCCUGGAGGAUUUUGCAGAAAAAUUGCAUGCAAGAUGAUGGGAGUUAUAAGUUGUUUUUAUUGGGCAUUAGCGUUGGAAACUUCCAAGACGUCUCAAAAAUCAAAGAAAUAACUUCAUUUUUUAAGAACAUGGUUAACAACAAGAACAAAAUGGCUGCUACAAAUAACAUCAUUGAUCGGACCCAGGUUGAAGUAAAUCAUAUCGAUGAUGACAUAUAUUUCAAAACAACCGAUGAGGAAUUGAGUCCUGAUGACCGAAAUGUGACGUUCUUUGAGCAAAUUUAUCCCGAAUCUGUAAAAAAUCAAAACUACAACUUUACAAGUCCGUUAAUGACCCCUGAAGAAGAUUCCAAAUCAAAUGAUUCAAUUAGCAACGAAAUAUCCCAAGACACUAGAGGCGAGUCUCCAGUGUUAUUAAGUCCUCCAGUAAAUUCAUUCUUUAGGAAAUAUUUUAGCGGAAAUGUUAAUAGGGAUUUUAAUACUUCCAAAAACUUGGAGGUAAAAGGUCAAUGUAGUAGUAAGGAGGUUAUUGACUCCUUGGAGGUAAAUGAUCGAUGUAGUAGUAAACAAGAGGUUAUCGAUUCUUUUGAGGUAAAAGAUCAAUGUAGUACUGAUAAUCCCUGUAAUACAUCUGAUGAUGCAAGUACUGAAGAAUCCAAUGUGUUACUGCAAGAAGAAACUAUUAAUGAUUAUUCUCCAGAAAAAGACAAUAAAUGUCCUCAGUGUGGAAAAAUGAUCAACCCCCAUGAUUAUCAAUCGCAUUUAGACUAUCAUUUUGCCUUAAGUAUUGUAAAAAACGAAGCACAUCUAUAUAAAAAUGAAACGUUAACCCCUCAAGCCGAGUCUAAAAAAAGAAAAACACAAUCAGAAACAGAAAAACACAAAAACAAAGUCCAAAAACAGUUAAACACAAAAAAUAGUCCUCCGAUCAAACCCAUAAACAACUAUUUUAAACCACAAGAUGAAGAAGGAACUUUAUGUACGGAAUGUAAUAUGAAAAUUCGGGAAAGUGACUGGGAUGUUCAUCAAGAUUUCCAUGCCGCUAAACGGUUACAUCUGGAGAUGAAUGUGGGGCAAAAAUCGCAAAGUAGUGGUAAUCAAAGCAAGGCUGUGAAGAAAGGAUCAAUAAAUCACAAAGAAAAUAUAAAGAAAAGUUCUUUGGUGAAAGGCCAGGGUAAUAUGCUGAGGUUUUUAAAACCAACGUGAUUUUUCUUAGUAGCUAGUUUAUAAAUUUAAAUUCUAUUUAUUUUAAUUGCAUUCAAUUGUAUUGUAAAUUUAAACGUCUGCUAUUUUUAUUAAGAAAUUUUUAUAUAUUUAUAUGCAGACAGUAGAUUUUAUUUGAUAUUAUUUUACCAAUAGUUACGACAAUCAUUGUG